Molecule: messenger RNA, 3681 nt
Organism: Theileria annulata
Lineage: Eukaryota; Apicomplexa; Aconoidasida; Piroplasmida; Theileriidae
Product: elongation factor 2, putative
Exons: 11
Coding region: 1-3681 (1226 amino acids)
Biological process (GO): cytosolic ribosome assembly
Cellular component (GO): cytosol; ribonucleoprotein complex
Molecular function (GO): GTP binding; ribosome binding; GTPase activity
Source: RefSeq, a predicted model, not a curated record
AUGCAGAAUAUAUCCGAUGUGUUGGAACUGACGGAGAACAUACGCAACGUAUGCUUUCUCGCUCACGUAGACCACGGAAAAACCACAUUGUCAGACUCAUUGAUCUCAAGCGUAGGAAUAAUAAGCGAAAAAUUAUCAGGAAAACUCAGAUACUUAGAUAAUAGAGAUGACGAGCAAAUGAGAAUGAUAACAAUCAAAUCGUCAAGCAUCUCAUUACUAUACACAAAAUACGGACAUUUAAACCAUAAUAGCAAUAGUAACUCGCCGAAAAAUGAUAAGGUGUUGAUUAAUUUGAUAGAUUCCCCAGGGCAUGUGGACUUUUCAAUAGAAGUUUCAACAGCAGCGAGACUAUGUGACGGAGCGCUACUGGUAGUGGACGUCGUGGAAGGAAUCUGCCCACAAACGAGAGCAGUUCUGAGACAAGCCUGGCUUGAAAACGUAAAAACCGUCUUGAUACUCAAUAAAAUUGAUAAGCUGAUACUGGAUUUGAACAUGACUCCACUGGAAGCUUACAAGAGGAUGUGUAAUUUAGUAGAGCAAGCAAACGCAUUAAUUUACCAGCUUUUUAUGGAGGAGGUGAUGAAAAAAAGUGAUACACCAGACGUAACCAAGAGCGAGAAAUGGUUUUACUCGCCAUCAGAAGGUAACGUAGUGUUCUGUAGCGCAAUCCAUAAGUGGUGUGUAUACAUCCCAGAAUUCGUAUGCCAAGUAGGCCAGAGGUUAGGAAUCUCACAGUCUAAGUAUGACGUAAUACAAAAGUCACUUUGGGGAGAAUAUUAUUACUGUAAUAAGACGAAGAGCGUAAAGGUGUGUAAGAAUCAAGAAAAGCCUAUGUUUGUACAGUUUGUUCUGGAUCAGAUAUGGAAGGUAUAUGACGCAGUACUCAAAUGUGAUAUAAAUUACAUAAAGAAACUGGCUGCACAUUCGAAUGUUAAAUUAACAUCUAGACAGAUUAAAAUCUUGGAAAAUGCUAAUGAACAACAAUCGAAUAAUUCGUCAUUAAAGAAUUUUGAGUUAUCGCCUGACGAUAGAGAUGACCUCCUCCAGACUAUUUUGAGUAACUGGUUGCCAUUGUGUUCAGGAAUUUUUAGAUUAAUCGUAGAUUCGCUCCCCGAUCCUAUAACAGCAUGUAGAAAAAGGUUGAAGAAGAUAUGCCCGUCAAUAACAAACUAUGAUAAUUAUCGUAAGAUCGUAAAUUUAGAACAAGAUGCGCCAGUGGUACUCCAUAUAGCAAAAUUCUUGGGCUCAGACCUGAGUCACAUGAGACUGACAAGAGACCUUCUCCAGGGCUAUGAACGAGCGGAUGACUUCGUGGCCUUUUCCAGAGUCUUUAGCGGGAAGGUCUCUAAAGGAGAUGUACUGUAUAUAUGUAAAUAUAACGAUAAUAAAUUGAAAUCGGGUACAUUAGACUGCGUAAAUGAACUGGGUAAUUUGUUAAUUAUCCCAAAAUUAAUAUUAUGUUUCAAUUUUUGUUUAGAUGAGGAUUAUGAAAGCACCCAUAUCAAAGUUUCAAUAAAUAAAGUGAUGAUACUCAUGGGUUCUGAACUAAUUGAAGUAGAUAGAGCAUACCCAGGAAAUAUAGUUGCACUCUCAUUAUCCACUAACCAGACAAAUCUGAAUACAGAUACUCAAGAUCAUGUAAAAGAUGUAAUGGCAUGGCUAUUGUCGUUGACUGACCCACAUAGAAGAAAUUUGUACACACUAGAAGGAGGAUAUAACAGAGAUAAAAUAUCAAGAACAAAAACACUUUGCUCAGUGGAUAGACAUUUAACAUUGUCCAGUGACCCGCAGUUCCCACCAUUCUCACCACCAACACAUGAACUUAAUAAUUCAAUAAUAAGAGUGUCAGUUGAGCCACAAAACGUAAAGGAUAUGGAUCAAAUGUUGACAGGACUAGCACUUCUGUAUACAGCAGACCCUGCAGUUGAAAUUGACAUACUGAAAACAGGGGAGUAUAUUCUAGCGUGUUGCGGGGAGAUACACUUGGAACGCUGCAUUUCAGAUUUGACAAAUUUGUACGCAAAAAUUCCAAUUAAUGUGUCUAAGUUGAGAGUAUCAAUACGAGAAGGUAUUGUGGACCUUAAGAAUAACAUUAGUCUACACCUUUUAUCAAAAAAAGUUAAUUUCCCGCCAUGGAAGAGUUCAAGCUCGGAUGAUCAGAUAAAGAAUCCAAGUGAAGACCCUCAAAAGAACGCUGUUCAAGAAAAUGAAGAAGGAUAUAAAUCAGAAGAUAAAUCGCACAUUCAAAUUACUCCAGAACUCUGGAUAACACAAGAAUCACAAAACCAAGGCUUAGUGUAUUUUAAAAUAUCAGAUGAGUUCGUUCUAUUUUUAACGGCGAGACAAAUGAAUAACUCAGUUCUACAAUACUUGGAUGAAAAUAGCAAGGACUUAAAGGGGCUCAUUUAUAGCGGUGAAGUCCCGAACAGGUUUGAAGGCCACACACUGAACGACUCAUUGAAUCUUGUGCAAACUGAAAUUUACAAGCUCAUGAACUCUAAUGCCAAACCAGGCAAGAGUGGAGUAAAAAUGAACAAGGAUAAGGGUUCCGAAGGAGGAACAGCUUUGGGUGACCUUUGGGGAAUAAGUCUGAAUAAAGGUACAAGGUGUUUGUUGUUCUACAGAAAUAACAGCCAAUACUUUGCAAAUAAAUCCCAGAACCUCUUGACCAAAAUGCAGUGGACCUUCAUAGACUCAUAUAAUCGCAGUAGCAUAUUCUCGUUACAGAACUCGAAGCUGAUUUCUAACAUAAUUUCUGGCUUUGAACUGGCAUCGCAAUCAGGUCCAUUAACUGAAGAACCGCUCAGGGGGGUUGUGUUUGUAAUUGAAGGCAUAUAUUUGAAUAAGGAAGACCAGCUCAUAGGAUCACCAUCCUCAUCAGUUUCCUAUAACCACCUGAAGAUGCAAAAAAACAAAGAAUCCAUUGAAGAUAACUUAAAUUCUCUAACCAUGGGCUUGAAUAAAGACUUUGGAAAUAUAUUAAACAAAUAUACAAAUGCAUAUAAAGAUGGAGAACUUAGGCAUAAAGAUGGGGGAAAUAAGGAGUUGGAUGACAUCUCAAUGGCUAAAUCUGACCAGCAUAAUGAAGUUGGAUCAUGCGCAGCAUCACCUGAAACCUCAAUUCGGUUCAGUGAUUCUUGCACGAUUACCUCUAAAAUAUCACAAACAUUGACGCCCUGGAGAAUAAUGACUAAUAUGCGUCACCUGUGCCGUAAAGCAUACAUGCAAAGAGGACGAACAAGAAUUUAUGAAGUCAUACUGAGACUAGAUUUGCAAUGUGAACAAAAUGUUUUGGGGAAAAUAUAUAACGUUUUACAAAAGAGAAGAACACAAAUAUUGAGCGAGAAUGUUAAAGAAGGCACAACCACAUUUGUGAUCGAGGCUACAAUGCCAGCUAGUGAAUCCUUUGGACUAGCUCAGGACCUAAGAUCAAAGGCCUCAGGCGGUGUCAUUUUCCACCUCCAGUUUUCUCACUGGGAAAUGCUACCAGAGGAUCCAUUCCCUGAAACCACAAUGACUGAUUCAGAGCUUGAGGACGACGGGUUCAAUAUAACACUUCUGUUGCAGUCUAACAUUCCAAGGAAGAUAAUAAACCACCUAAGGAAGAUUAAAGGUUUGGCAACUGAGGAGAAGGUGGUUGUGGCGCCGGAGAAACAAAGAACGCUUUCCACUAAAAAAUAA